Messenger RNA from Gracilinanus agilis (Agile Gracile Mouse Opossum), 4768 nucleotides. It is a transcript of the gene MNT, whose product is annotated as MAX network transcriptional repressor. The transcript is spliced from 2 exons. Gene Ontology annotation, molecular function: RNA polymerase II cis-regulatory region sequence-specific DNA binding; DNA-binding transcription factor activity, RNA polymerase II-specific. Bases 657 to 1496 code for a protein of 279 amino acids. The record is from RefSeq and is a predicted model, not a curated record. Gene Ontology annotation, biological process: regulation of transcription by RNA polymerase II. NCBI's taxonomy places the organism in Eukaryota, Metazoa, Chordata, Mammalia, Didelphimorphia, Didelphidae.
GCUGUGGUGGGGAAGGGGGCGCCCCAAGUUCAGUGUAGAGGCAGUGCCCAGUGCACCAUCGUUAGGGACCCAAUUUGAGCCCAGGAAGGAUGCCAGGUGCUGUGGAGAUGAAGAUAAAAAUGACCCCUUCCCUGGUAAAAGGCAGAGAAACGGAGAUUGAGGAGUCAGAGUGCGGGUCAGCGGGGAUGAAGAGUGGAUGACCUGCCCCAUCCCAGGUGGAGCUUCCGAGGGCCACGCCGUGUAAAGGCCAAACACAGGCUCGAGGGUGCUGGGAUUCUAAUGGAGGGUCUCGAAGAAGUGUGAGCUGAGAAGCCGGGAAGGGGCAAGGGGACUCCCUAAGGGGGAGAACUUUGUUGUAGGCGUCAGAUGUGAGGAGCCAGACAAAAGAUGGUGCCUGAAUCUUGGGGACACUUUACUAGACUAGGAGGCUGGGGAUGGAGCCCCUGGCCCCCUCUCGCCCCUAUUGAGCUGCGGCCGAGGGUCCCCUUCACACAAGAGGGGCCUGGGCAGUUCAGAGGGACCCAGACUUGCCCCAGAGAGGCUGAGUAAAGUAGCAGCCCCCACCCUGCAGUUGGGGGUCCCUGGAGCUCUCAGUGAGCACCCCUGUGUGCGUCCCUCAGACGCUGAAACGGAAGGAGAAGGAGUAUGAGCACGAGAUGGAGCGGCUCGCCCGGGAGAAGAUCGCCACCCAGCAGCAGCUGACCGAGCUGAAACACGAGCUCAGCCAGUGGAUGGACGCCCUAGAGAUGGAGCGGGUGCUGCGGCAGGCAGGGCAGCCCGAGGAUGACCAGGCCUCCACCUCCACGGCCUCAGAAGGUGAGGACAACAUGGACGAGGACAUGGAGGAUGACCGCUCGGGCUUGGGGCUGCCCAAGCUGAGCCAGCGGCCUCAACCCGAGCUCCUGAAGCCGGCUCCCCUGCCUCCUAGCACGGGCCCCGCCGCCCCGGCCCCGCACUCCCACCCCGCGGCCCUGCAGCAGAAGCCCCCCGCCCCGGCCGCAGCCGCCCAGACCCUGGUGCAGGCCCCCGCCCACCACCUAGUGGCCACGGCGGGAGGGGGCUCGACGGUCAUCGCUCACACGGCCACCACCCACGCCUCAGUCAUCCAGACUGUGAACCACGUGCUGCAGGGCCCGGGGGGCAAGCACAUCGCCCACAUCGCCCCCUCGGCCCCCAGCCCCGUGCAGCUGGCCCCCGCCACGCCCCCCAUCGGCCACAUCACCGUCCAUCCUGCGGCCCUCAACCACGUGGCCCACCUGGGCUCCCAGCUGCCCCUGUACCCCCAGCCGGUGGCCGUGAGCCACAUCGCCCACACCCUCUCCCACCAGCAAGUCAACGGCACGGGCGGGCUGGGGCCGCCGGCCACGGUCAUGGCCAAGCCGGCUGUGGGGGCCCAGGUGGUCCAUCACCCCCAGCUGGUGGGCCAGACGGUCCUGAACCCGGUGACCAUGGUCACCAUGCCGUCGUUCCCCGUCAGCACCCUCAAGCUGGCCUGAAGGGGUGCCCCUCGGAGGGGCCGGCACCCCCGCCAAGCAGCUCCACACAUUCCAGCCGGCGCAGACGAGGGGAGCCCCGAGCCUCCCGCCCUGAGCCGCCCGGAGGGCGCGGGGAGCCGGACUCCACCGAAAGUCAGAGACACUCGGGUGAGCGUGGCCCCGUGGUCCGUGGCCCCGUGGUCCGUGGCCCGUGGCCGCCUCCAUUUCCGUUCCGCUCCUGCCCCUGCCUCGCCGCCCUGUCCCGUGUAAUCCGUGAGAUGUGGAUGUGAUGUUCUUGGUUUCGUCCCUUGUCCCCCCCGUGCUGCUGCUGCUGCUACUGCUCUGUAGGGGGAGCUGGCUGAGCUCUGGGGGUCCCCCGCCCCGCCCCCCGGGGAGAAGGAAGCAGAGGGACGGAGGAGGCGGGGCGGGGGGUGCCCCCAGCUCCCCAGCUCCCACGGCGGUCUGAUGGAUCCAUCUGAGGUCACUGUGAUUUGUUACAGUAGAAACUAUUUAAGACAAUUCUCUACUCAUAAUAAACCAAAUGAAAGAGAAACCAGUGAGAUUCCCUUGGGGGGGUGUCGCUAUCUGUCCCCCGGCCACUGCUGUGGAGGAGAAUCCAGUGACCGCUCGGCCCGGCCCCCAGACGCACGUGGGCUCGGCGGACGAUUCAGAGGUGGGACUCGGUACCUUAGCCCGGACCCGGAACCCUUCCCUUGUCUGGGGCCCCUUCGGGAGAGGGAAGAGAGCCGAGCCUCUGGGGAGGAGCGCCCCUCCCCAGCUCCCUGCCCUUCCCUUUGCUCAGCCGUGUGGAGUUGUAACCCGUGGACGUGUGCAUGUGUGUACCCGUGCAUGCUCAGUCUGUGUGCAUACGUUCGUGUGCAGAUUGCGUGUGUGUUUCUUGGUGCCCCCCUCCCCAUUACCCUGAGGAAGGGCUCCGCGGUCCGGGUUCUAGGAGCCUCGAUCGUCCUCUGGGCUCCGUUCAGGGGAACCUGUGGCUGGGUGAUCGUGACUGGGGGGGACCCCACCUUCCAAGGCCUGGGGAUCCCCUCAGAGACUGGCCAAACAAGCGACUAGAAGCGGGCAGUGCCUGCAGCCUGGACCCCGCGCUCUUCCUUCCUGCCGGCCCUCCCCUCCCCCCUUCCUGCACCCCUCUUCCAGCUCUGGUUUACUUUUAAUGCUUCGGCCUGAGCCUGGGGAACAGUCGCCUUAGCAUCCUGCUGCCUCAGUUUCUCCCUGAGGGUGGCUCUCAGGCAUUCCUCCAGAGGGGAAAGAAGGGGAAGGAGAUGCCCGUGCCGGUGCCCCCAGCUCCCAGAGAGGGAGGCCUAGGGACGGGCCCCAGGAGGGGGCCCCAGCCUGCUUCCUCCGGCCCUUCCUGCUAGUGAGUCUACCCAUGGGGACAGCUUUUGUUUCUCUUCCCUCCAUAUAGUUAUUACAAGUGACCUUGUGUAAGACAUGCACAUACAUGUACACUCAGCUACCCACCCAGGCACAUCUCUCUACACAUAAACUUGUUGCCUUCAUGGGGGUCUUUGGCAAAGGUAUCUCAAGGAUGGGCCUCCCAGGAAUGUCUGUGAGGAAGCUGAGAGUGGCCUGGCGGGGGGAGCACCGCCGGGGAGGACCGGAGGGCCCCCCGAGCUCCCGGACUCCCAUGGCUUAUACCCGUGACGUCAGGGAGGCGGUUACUGGGUACGGUUUCUUGGGCACUGGCCAAAAGUGGGGCAGCCUGAGCACCUCGGGAGCCCCCAGACGAACUCUAGAAGUAAACCCAUUGUCACUUCCAUACCCACUUUCAGCUUCCUCUUUGGCCGGGGAGAUGGUGGACAUGGGGGCUCCUUCCCCUUUGGGGAAAUGUCCCGGGAGGCCACUCGGCUUCCCUCCUCCCAGCUGCAGCCUCUACCCUGUGGUCUCCCUCCAUCUCAUCCCCUGUGUAACAGCCUUGUAGACCUUAGGCCCUCGGGGGCAGGGUGGGAUGUGGCUGGAGUUGGUCCUCUCCUCCUUACCUCCCCCUCCUCUUUCAGCCAUGAAGGUCAUGGCCAGACAAGAGUGGAAUCUAAAUUGUGCCUCCCCCCAUUCUCUGGGGAUUGUGCCCAGAUACCUCAUCCAACCCCGUCCCCCCCUCUCCCCAAGGCACCUGGGGUGGGGGCCGGGUCCCUGUCAUGCUGUGUCUUGAGUGGCUCUGAUGGGUGUUGUUGCUGUUGCGCUUUUCUGUUGUUUUCUGGUGAACGCUGUGAUGCUGUGACAUUGGGGGACUAGCUGGCGCCUCCCCGCUUCCCCAGCCUCAUCCUCGUGGAGUGUCUCUGUCAGCAGCCACCGGGACCAGGCCUAGCCCUCCCCAACUUUGGGAGGCUGAGCCCUGCCUCUCUUCCCCAGACCUUCUAACUUGGGACACAUACACACACAGACACCCACAGACACACACAGACACCCACAGACACUCACACAUCUUACCUCUCAUUCUUAUUUUAUUUUUUUAUGUUCUCUAAGUGACUCACUGGCUGGGAGUCUUUACCUCGAUGGGCUCGGGUCCUCAGGGGGCCAGGGAGGAGGGGCCAGUGGGCAGGGCAAGCACAGUGGGGUGCUUUGGGGCCACACUUAGCCCCUGCCCUCUCCAGGAUGAGCCCCCGUCCCUCCUCAGGGUGCGCCCCCCCUCCCCCAAGAGGUGGCCCUUGUUUACAGUGAGGACUCAGUCACUGUGUCUCUGUUUCCGGAAAUCUGAACCCUCAAGACCCCGGACUGUAGAGAUUUUUAUGUGUUUGGAUACAUCUGCUGUGUGAAAAAAAAAAAAAGCGAAAAAAAAAGAAAAAAACUACAAAAACCCUAAUUUUGUACAUAUUGUAUUUUUACUAUUGAGCUGUAUCCUAGUGGCUGUUCAUGCUCUAAGACUUUAGGUAUCGGGACAUGAAUACUCUCCAUGUAAAAAGCACUUGCCUGGAAUAAAACAUUGAAACAAAUAAACCUGCACUGAAACAUGAGUCUGGGGCAUGCAGCCACCCGGUUGUUUUAUUGGGGGGUGGGGGCCCCAGACUCCCAUCAUAACCUGGUCAGGCCCAACUAGAAGUGGCUUUUAGGGCCCUCCAUCUAGGCUGGCCACAGGCCAUGUGGGACAGCCAUGAUCUUCCCAUGGCCAUUUCCCAUCUGUGAUUUGGGGCAGAUCUCUAUUCUCGGCCUUGGUUUCCUCAUCUGUAAAAUGAAGAGAUUGGCCAGAUAAGUGGUUCUGAAUCUCUGAUUUACUGCCCUUCCCAGCCUAGCACAUCCACAUCACUUUAGAAUUUUCAAAGGCGCAUUCCCAGCCA